AUGGCGGAGCAGCCGCACGCCGAGGACGCGGGCCACAAGCCGGAGACCCUGAUGGAGAAGAUCGCCGACAAGCUCCACGUCGGCGGCGGCGACCACUCCUCCUCGUCCUCCGACUCCGACAAGGAGGAGCAGCCGCGCCCCUCGGCUCCGCCCGCCCCCGCCCCCGCCCCCGCCCCCGCCCCGGCCGCCUCCGAGGUCACCACCGCCUCCUUCGCCGCCUCCGCCACCGCGGCGGCGGCCGACGCCAAGAACAAGAUGUUCCGCCUCUUCGGCCGCGAGCAGCCCAUCCACAAGGUCCUCGGCGGAGGCAAACCUGCUGACGUGUUUAUGUGGAGGAACAAGCACAUCUCUGCUGGAGUACUAGGUGGUGCAACUGCAAUCUGGAUCCUUUUUGAAUUGCUUGGCUACCAUCUUCUGGCUUUCCUUGGCCAUGCUCUCAUAUUCUCUCUGGGUGUUCUCUUUCUAUGGUCUAAUGCCUCAUCAUUCAUUAACAAGUCUCCCCCAAGGAUUCCCGAGGUGAUCAUUCCUGAAGAUCUGGUUGUCAACAUUGCACUAUCUACACGUCAUGAGAUCAACAGAGCCUUCGCAAACCUUCGUCAGAUUGCUCUUGGCCGCGACAUAAAGAAGUUCCUUAUUGUGAUUGCUGGUCUAUGGCUGCUUUCCAUUCUUGGUAGUUGCUGCAACUUCUUGACGCUGUUCUACAUUGUUUUUGUGGUUCUGCACACAGUGCCAGUAAUCUACGAGAAGUAUGAAGAUCAGAUUGAUACCUAUGGCGAGAAGGGGUGGAUUGAGGUUAAGAAACAGUAUGCUGUGUUUGAUGCCAAGGUUUUGAGCAAAGUGCCGAGGGGCCCCUUGAAAGACAAGAAGAACUAG
This is a messenger RNA of Triticum turgidum subsp. durum (durum wheat), 873 nucleotides long. NCBI's taxonomy places the organism in Eukaryota, Viridiplantae, Streptophyta, Magnoliopsida, Poales, Poaceae. The record is from the annotation of a GenBank genome assembly.